AUGGCCACUAAACCGCAAACCGAAGCUCCUCCCGCCUACCCCCAACCCACCUACGACGCCGGCCCAGCCGAUCCGCGAGCGCAACAAGGCUAUUACGGCAGCCCGCCACCGAAUCAAUACGGCUCCCCAGCACCCUACCAGCAAUACCCGCAGCCGCAAGAAUACCCGCCGUACGGUCAAGGCGCUUAUCCGCCGCCAGGCCCAUAUGGUGGCCCGGGGCCAUAUUCGCAAGGACCGUACCAGCAGCAGCCCAUGUACUACCAGCAGCAACCCCCGGGGGGUUACUAUGACAAUCGGGGGUAUGGCGGAGGUUCGGGAGCAGGCGGUGGCAUGUGCGCGGGUAUCAUGGCGGCGCUCGCGUGCUGCUGCUGUUUCGAUCUGCUCAUGUUCUGA
Messenger RNA from Neohortaea acidophila, 393 nucleotides. RefSeq lists its product as uncharacterized. Bases 1 to 393 code for a protein of 130 amino acids. The transcript is spliced from 2 exons. Lineage: Eukaryota; Fungi; Ascomycota; Dothideomycetes; Mycosphaerellales; Teratosphaeriaceae. The record is from RefSeq and is a predicted model, not a curated record.